ACAUUGUGUAUGAGUGUGUGUGUUGGAGUGUUUAUCAAUUCAACACAACAAUUCUUAUCAAUAAUAAUAGAGGAAAAUAAAAUAUUCAUCAUCAUAUUUUACAUGAUAACAUUUUUACAAACGUGGCAGUAUUUACAUAGUCAGUUUUUAUAUGAUAUUUUUCAUUUCGCCUGUUUGACGAGUAUAAAAAAUAACAAUUAAUUUUGAUACAGCUAUUUUUUAAAUUUCUAUUCAACUAAAGGUUAUAAUAAAUUAAAAAAAAUAUGACAAGUAAAGAACGUAAAGUUGCUUUGAUAACUGGUAUCACCGGUCAGGAUGGCUCAUAUCUUGCUGAAUUUUUAUUAGAAAAAGAUUAUGAAGUACAUGGAAUAAUAAGAAGAGCAAGUUCAUUUAAUACUGGAAGAAUUCAACAUCUUUAUGCUGAUCCAAAAAGUCAUAGACAAGAAAAAAUGAAAUUACAUUGGGGUGAUAUGACUGAUUCAAGUAGUUUAGUUAAAGUUAUAUCAACAGUACAACCAACUGAAAUAUAUAAUCUUGCUGCACAAAGUCAUGUUAAAGUUAGCUUUGAUUUAUCUGAAUAUACUGGUGAAGUUGAUGGUAUUGGAACAGUUAGAUUAUUAGAUGCAAUACGUACAUGUGGUUUAGAAAAAAUUGUUAAAUUUUAUCAAGCAUCAACAUCUGAAUUAUUUGGUGGUAAAGAUUCAUCAAUACCACAAAAUGAAAAUACACCAUUUUAUCCACGUUCACCAUAUGCAUGUGCCAAAAUAUAUAGUUACUGGAUUGUUGUUAAUUAUCGUGAAGCAUAUGGUUUAUAUGCAUGUAAUGGAAUAUUAUUUAAUCAUGAAAGUCCAAGAAGAGGUGAAAAUUUUGUAACUAGAAAAAUAACACGUAGUAUUGCUAAAAUACAUCUUGGUGCACAAGAUGUAUUAGAACUUGGUAAUUUAAAUGCACUUCGUGACUGGGGACAUGCUAAAGAUUACGUCAAAGCAAUGUGGAUGAUGUUACAACAAGAAGUAGCUGAAGAUUAUGUUAUUGCAACUGGUGAAAGCCAUAGUGUACGUGAAUUUGUUGAAACUGCAUUUAAUCAUGUUGGAACGACAAUAGUAUGGGAAGGUGAAGGAAUCAAUGAAACUGGAAAAAAUAAAGAAACUGGUGAAAUACUUGUUCGUGUUAAUCCAAAAUAUUUUCGUCCAACUGAAGUUUAUACACUACUUGGUGAUGCAACAAAAGCCAAAAAGAAAUUUGGAUGGGAACCAUCAGUUUCGUUUGAGGAACUUGUCAAGGAUAUGAUGGAAUCAGAUUUAGCAUUGAUGAGAAAAGAUCCAACAGCAUAGUAUCAGUAUUAAAAUUUAAUGUGCAAUAAAUAAUAAUUAUUAUUAAUAAUUAUUAUUAUCAUUAUCAUUCCUCGAUCGGUGAGUACUGAAAUAAAUGAUUACUGGUCGACGAUUUUAUACAUUUUUUUUACACCAGUCAACUUUUUUUAAAACCAAGUUAUUGACAAAUUAUAAAUUAAAUAAAUUCAUGUAAAAUAAAUGAAAUAAUAAUAAACAUUUUAUUUAAAUAAUUAAAUUCAUAUGUAUAUAUUAUGAUUAUUUUUUUUUUAAUGAUAACAUCAUAGUCAUUAUUGAUAUUUGAGUUUCGAAAUAAAUUAAAAUAACAAAAAAAA
This is a messenger RNA of Aphidius gifuensis, 1666 nucleotides long. RefSeq names its product GDP-mannose 4,6 dehydratase (gene Gmd). The record is from RefSeq and is a predicted model, not a curated record. The coding region runs from base 264 to 1334 and encodes 356 amino acids. The transcript is spliced from 7 exons. Gene Ontology annotation, biological process: GDP-mannose metabolic process. NCBI's taxonomy places the organism in Eukaryota, Metazoa, Arthropoda, Insecta, Hymenoptera, Braconidae. Gene Ontology annotation, molecular function: GDP-mannose 4,6-dehydratase activity.